CUUUGUUUUUCUCGCUCAGGAAGUUAACUCUGGAAGUGCUGUUUUUAUCCUAUGGAGAAUGUCAGGUGGAUGUGGUGUAGAUGCAGAGCUCCAGCUCAUCUCCAUGGAGGUUUAGUCUCAAAUAAACGGAACUGGAGAGGUUAUCACACUGCUAUCUAGUGAAUGUUCAGAGAUGAUCAUCCAGUGUUCAGUCCAACAGCUCACUCUGAGAGGGUUUAAGGUAAACAUCAUUAAUCAGAGUUUACAGGUUUUAGUCAUUUGCACCUCCAUAAGAACUACUUCUACAAAAAUACCUGAAACUCAAAGAAAUGUGUGCAGCCUUUGUGUCUACACCUAAUGUAUAGACAUGACCCACUGUCUUACUCUCUGUCUUUGCAACAUAUCAAACAUCCUCACGGUGGUUCAGUAGGGAAGUGAAAACUAGUCAAAGGAUAUUUAAAGAUUAAUGUGAUUGUUGUGCAGGAUAAAAGCUGGCUUAUAAACCAGGUUUGUUUGCUACAGUGUCUUGGUUUAAGGCUGUAGAUGUGGUGUGGCUCUGUUUAAACACAUCACUGAGCUGGUCACUCACUAAUGAUGAGUUAUUAUUAUUAUUUACUCUCCUGUUGUGUCAUCCUGUGGUCAAGAGAAGAUAUUUUGACAUUUUUUUUAAAUGCACAUCCUCGCUUAUACUGCUUACUGCACAGGUGUGUUACUCCUGUAUAAUUUAAUGUUACAUCCUGCCCCACAAGCGCGUUCAACUUUCCAGACACAGGACCUUCAGGAGAACCGUCUGCGUCAUCUCCAGGGUGUACGUUCCUAAUGAGGCUCUGGAGAAUCACUCAGUUGUUGUCGAGAAGCAGCCUGUUUUUUCAGCUAGUGCACUUCUCUCAGUAACUUUCCCAGAAUGGGAAAACAGUAGCUCAGAACAGAUGAGGUACAGUCCGUCUCCAAUCAGGUUUAAUGACCAAACUGUGAAGAAAUUUCAGAAGCUCAGUUAUUACUUUAAAUUUCACAUCCUUCAUUAAUCUUAGGUUCGUUAUUCAGCUUUGUGUGCACGUUCUAGAAAGCCGAAAACACAGACAAAUAAUAACUGGAUUUGUUCAGGAAUUUCACUUCUGCAUUGCUCAACCAUGUUUUUCAGCUCACACUGGUUUGCUUCUUCCACCGUAAGACUGUGGGCUUGCCAGAGGUUAGGCACUUACACUUCCCAAACAAUAUCCUCCAUUGUUAAAUGAUCCAUCUGGCUCUGGGAAGAAGCCUCUGAAACGCUGGACUGAGAUCAGUUUUCCCAGUCUCUCAUUACAGACUAUGAGGUUACACAGUGGAGAGUGCAGAGGAAAAGAGGCAUGCUGUAAAAUGCAGCGGUUUUCAAGGGAAAGUUCUGCUGGCCAUUGUGGGAGAACCAGAUAGUUUAACCUUCCCAGAGAGGAAGCUCUAUUCCUGUUGUCAUGAUGGACAAAUUUCCUGCUUUUAGGAGAAAAGGGGGUGGGGUGGAAUGAAGAAACAAUAGACUUCAUUCUGCUUGGACCUUUACAGUGUGUGUUAGAGCAGACAUGCCUAACCCUCCUCCUCCUCCACCUCCUCCCCUGCCAGCACCACCCCCACCCCCACCAGCUGUACUACAGUCCCAAAUGGAGCCUCCUAAACUCCAGAGCUCUGAAGGAGGCCGCAGCGCACUACUGGCGGACAUUCAGAAGGGAAUCAGACUGAAAAAGGUGACGCAGGUCAAUGACCACAGUGCUCCCACCCUCAACAAGCCCAUUGUAGAUGGUGCUACUGGAGCAGGUGGAAGCUCUAGAGUCACUCCCACACAAGGACCUACUCUGAGUGGACUUUUUGCUGGAGGAUUUCCUGUCCUCAGGCCUGUGGGACAGAGAGACAGAGACUCACACAACCGUCCAGUGACUCGGUCCGGUUCUGCAGCCAGCCUGAAGCAGCCUCUGUGGAAUCUGCCAUCUCAGAGACAGAGUUUUAGGGGUAGCACGCCAGAUCUCUCUCCUUCCCACAGAAAUCUGGAAAGCACUUCUUCUCUAUCUAAAACACGUCCUGUCUCCUCCUACACGGCCCCGCCUUCCCCCAGCCAGCCCACGCCUCCGAGUUUUAAGCCUCUAUCCUCUCCUCCCAGUAUGGCGGCUCCUCCUCCUCCUCCUCUUCCUCCAUCACUUCAUCAUGAGCAUGCGAGUCUCAACAAGCCGCUUCCUCUCUCUACCUGUCCUCCUCCUCCACCUCCUCCUCCUCAUAUCACCAAACCCACAUGGUUACCAGUUCAAUCUCACGCCCUUCCGAUACCCACGGUGCCGCCCCUGCAACCACCCCCACCUCCCUCGGUCCCACCUUCCUCUCCUCCUGGUGUCUUCCACCCUCUGUCUCCCAAACUAGUAGAUGUUAAGUUUGGUAACAUCAGAAAUAGUCCUCCUCCACCCCCUCCUCCCUUUCCUGCCUCUUUGCCCCCUCCUCCACUUCCCCCACCUCCUAAAGCUGCUGCAGUGCCCCCAUACCGCCCUGCAGUUCCUCUGCUGCCCCCCUCUUACCCCUGCACAGCCCCCAGUCGGAAGCCUCCUGCAAUACCAACAAGCGCAGGUGCAGGCCGAUUGGCUCCUCCUCCUGCUCCACCAGCUCGUUCACCUACCACUGAGCUGUCCAGCAGAAUCCCACCCCCUCUUCCACCUCUGCCCCUGGCUCCGCCCGUCUCAGUCAGGAACGGACACCUGCACAGCUUUGAUGACUUUGAAUCCAAGUUUCAGUUCCACCCAGUUGAAGAUUUCCCUCCUCCUGAAGCAUUCAGGCCCUUUCCGAGAAUAUACCCAAGCAAAGAGAACAGAGUGUCCUCACAAGCUCCUGGCAGGAAGACCUACUUACGAUGAAGAACAGAAGACUGUGAUGUUUGGUGCUGACUUUCAUCAAGCCACAUUUAUCACCAUCUUAGCUGAUGAGAAGGUCUAACAUCAUAUAAAGCUGAUUUAUUUCAGGACAGAGCUCAGGAUACAGUCCAGUAGAACCUCAGAAUUUGUGUAGUGUCCUCUAAGCGUUAAUGCUCACCUCCGUCUGCUGAUGCUGUGUCUCACUAAAUGCGGUCACUGUAUACUACUGAAUUUCAUUGAUGAGUGUUAAUCAAGUUGAAAAUCAAGAGAGAUCAUGUGCAUGUUUGUCAUUUUACCUAACUGAUCUACCGAGUUUCUGUUAUUUCACAUGAUCUUCAUCAAGAAUCCUCACUCUCUCCACACGCAGUGUGAGUGUAUGAAAUAUGAGCACAGUAUGCUUUAUGUCUUUUUUGUCUGUGUGCCACUUUAGGACAGUGUUUAUAUGUGUGUGUAAAAACGUCAGACACUCAGAGAAACAGUGCCACCUGCUGGAGCCUGUGUAAAAUUCACAACUCAGAGAUCCGAUUCUCAUCGGAUUGUAUUUGCUUUAAAAUAAUAAUAAUAAUAAUAAUAAUAAUAAUAAGGCUGACCAUUUUGGCUCUUAUCUCACACACACACACACGGUUAUGACUAAUAGACACACACAGUGGUUUUUUAAGUCCAUGUUUGCACUUUAGAA
Messenger RNA from Hemibagrus wyckioides, 3519 nucleotides. RefSeq names its product WAS/WASL interacting protein family member 3 (gene wipf3). The transcript has 8 exons. Gene Ontology annotation, molecular function: actin binding. The record is from RefSeq and is a predicted model, not a curated record. Bases 1533 to 2843 code for a protein of 436 amino acids. Lineage: Eukaryota; Metazoa; Chordata; Actinopteri; Siluriformes; Bagridae.